This is a messenger RNA of Nasonia vitripennis (jewel wasp), 4955 nucleotides long. RefSeq names its product acyl-CoA:lysophosphatidylglycerol acyltransferase 1. Gene Ontology annotation, cellular component: endomembrane system. The record is from RefSeq and is a predicted model, not a curated record. The transcript has 6 exons. The coding region runs from base 768 to 1991 and encodes 407 amino acids. Gene Ontology annotation, molecular function: acyltransferase activity. NCBI's taxonomy places the organism in Eukaryota, Metazoa, Arthropoda, Insecta, Hymenoptera, Pteromalidae.
AGAGAGAGAAAAACACAUGCAGUGUGUAUAGGUAGGUAGUGCUAGUGCGCGACUGAUCAUCAUUUCCCGACGACAAAACGUAGCCAUCGUCAGCCAGUUGUGUCUGCGGAGGAGAGCAGAGUAGUAGUCUUAUCGGCGUCUCUCCCUCUCGCACUUCUCGAUAACUCGCUCGUAUAAACCUGCAGAAGAAGAUGGCAGUAAAAACAGAGCAGCAGCAGCAGCAGCUUGUCUCACGCGCGCGCAGAACGAGGAGAUAGUAGGAGUCGAGUGAUGCCGUGUUUUCGUCUGCAAAUAUACCGUAAUAAAGGAUUAUCAUAUCGUAAACCAUCGUGUCCCGCUCUCCUUUUCUCGCUUCAUUUCGACGCUGUACUGCGCUGCACAAGCGCAAUUGACUACUUUACAUACUCUCGCGCACGAGUACAGAGCAGAGACAUAUUUGUACAGUGUGGGUCUCUCGAGCGGAAAGUUUUUUCGUCAGGAUCGCUGCUGUGUGGCUAUUCUCCAGUGUAGUGUGUAGCACGAGUAGCUAUACUCCCUAGUAGUCUCUGGCCAGAGAUAGACACCACACAUCACGUUCGUGCGCAAAGAGUAAAGCUAUUAUCAGCCGGCUAGGGAGAGAGAGAGAGAGAGAGAGAGGAGAGGAGAACACAGUAGUGCGAUGCUCCUCGCGCGACGCAUUAUGUAAUUUUUUAAAACGCAAGGAGCAGACGAGGCCCCCUGUGUGACACAGAGAGUAUAGAGUGUGCUCUGCUGCCGACGACGAUGAUAUGAGCGGCGAAAGUGAGGUUAACGCGGCCUCCGCGAGGCCGCCCUAUAACAGCAGCUUCCCCAGCAGCAAGAUGAAUGCCGUUGAGACGACGACGUCGACGCUCCUCGCCGACUCGGCUUUCCUCAGAUUACUCAUAACCCUAGGAAACUUUUUAAAAUGCUUGGCACGAAUUGGUUUUGUCCUUGUAAACAAUAUGUAUUGCAUACCAACGUAUGUCAUUUGGAUGAUGUUGCUGUCUCCAGUCAAAGUAUAUUAUCCACAAAUUUAUUGGCGCAUUGAAGGUCUCUUCUUUCAUUGGCUCUUAGCAAUGGUGUCUAUGUGGACAUGGUCAGCAGGUUAUGACGUGAUUGAACAAGGUGACGACAUUAACAGAAUUAUAAGCGACCGAACUCUAGUCAUUGCAAAUCAUCAGAGCACUGGUGAUGUUCCUAUAUUAAUGACCACUUUUAAUGCCAAGCCUAAUGCGCUGCCUAACCUCAUGUGGAUUAUGGACAGGGUAUUCAAAUUUACCAAUUUUGGUAUUGUUUCUCUACUACAUAAAGACUUUUUUAUUUCCUCUGGUCGCAAAAGAAGGGAGGAAAGCUUGAGACAGUUAGAAAAACAUUUAAAAGAGGCAUACAUACCACUGGAGAGAAAGUGGAUGGUUCUGUUUCCAGAAGGUGGCUUCCUUUGUAAAAGACGUGAAACCUCGCAGAAAUAUGCUAAGAAAAAUAACCUGCCUAUACUCGAAAAUGUCAGCCUUCCGAGAGUUGGAGCACUUCAGACAAUAUUUGAUGUUGUUGGCCCUGUACAGAAUAAUAAUUCUUCUGAGCAACAGUUAAACUCUAGAACAAAUAUGGCAGUGACAAAACCAGAAAUCAGAUGGAUACUUGACAUAACCAUUGCAUAUCCACAAGGAAAACCACUAGACUUACCAACUAUCAUAACUGGUUCAAGACCGCCAUGCGAAACGGUUCUCUUUUAUCGAUUAUUUCCUACUUCAAUGGUUCCUAAAGAACCUGAACAAUUAUCAAGAUGGUUGUAUGAUAGAUGGGCUGAGAAGGAAGCUCUUUUAGAAAAUUUUUAUAAGCAUGGGACCUUUGUAGGUACUCAGCCAUUAGAGCCUGAAGAUUCCAAGAUUCAACAAGAUCCUCUGCGUUUCCUAGUCCUCCACUUAUUCUUCAUGACCUCUAGUUACAUUCAUUACAGUAUGUUCUCUUAUGCAUUAUCUUAUAUAUGGUAAUGUUUAUAUUGAAUAACUCGCCAACUCUUUGAAAAUGGACUUUUAAAGAGUUUAUAUUUAAUGCAGCUAACUACUGUUACUUUGAAUAGAAAACAGUAACAAUAUUUGUGAUUUAAGUAAUUGUGAGUGGUCAUUCAUUGAGUAAUCCUAUGAGAUGUCAAAUGCUUUUCUCAAGAAAAUCAAAGUUUAAAUGUAUAAAAUUUGAAAAGUUUUCUACUGAUUAUUAGUUAGCUUUGCAAUAAUUACAAGUGAGAUAACAGUGAAACAAAAUACUUAGUUAUUGGCACUUAAAAAUCACGUGAACAAUUUUUUAUAAGAGCUUUGCAAAUUUUCGGAAUUUUAAAAUAGAUAAUACCAAUUGUACUCGAUAAAUUUAGGACUUUUUGCCUAAAAGUUAAAAAAAGUUAACAUGCUCGAGGGGUAACGAUAUACCCUAACCGCACACUAAAAUCGUGGUUGUAAUUACAGAAAAUUUUUUAACAAUUAAAAGGCGUGUAUUUUUAGUGACACAUCUGACUAUUUGUAUUUGUCUUCUCAUGUAUACAAAUUAAGUUCCUACGUUUAAGAGGGACGUCAACCACUUCUUUUUUAUGGUAUGAAUGUAUUUUAGCACAGUAUUGGGAAUCAACAGCACGUAUCACAGUGUAGAGUAUGAAAUUGCAAUGGUAAAAAAAAAUCCAAAAUUGCGCAUGAAAAGAAAUGUAUUUAUCCAAGAUAAAAGCGAAAUCAGUAAGGGCAUAUCGAUUGCACUGGUGUAAAACUGUUUUCAAGUCACGCAUAACAAAGAACUAAUCUUUUAAGUGCAAUAUCAACGGCACUCGUACGUAGUGGAGGAAAAAUAAUAUUGUAGCAAAGAUUUUUUUAAUCAAUUAUUUUUUACCAGAAUACUAUGCUAAAGUGUAUUCCAACGCUUUUUAUAUACAUUAUAAUAUUAUUAAAAAAAAUCUUUGUGACUGGAAGUUUGUCCUUGCGUUAACUUUUUGUCGGGACAUUCGUUUUCCUAUGUGAAAGUGAUUUUUUAACAAGACUAAAUACGAAGUCGCGAAAGCAAAUUGGAAAAAAAUAUCAGACAGAGUGAAGAAACAGACAAUUCUGUUUGCUGAUUAGCUUUACUUGUCGUUAGAUCUUUAUUUGUUACCACAGAAUAACUUUUGUGUAUGGGUAGAUUAUUAUUCAUGAAUAAGUUAUUACGAAUUUAUAAAUUUCAUGUGCACGUGGCUUUUUUAAAGUACGUUACGCAUGAUUUUAUAUUUUAUUAAAUUCUUUAAAAACAUUUGAUUAUAGCACUAUUGAUUUUGAAAUUAUAAUCUAUUUUUACGCUAUUCAUGCAUAAUUUUUGUAUCUAUUAAUAAAACACUUGUAAAGGUGCAAAUUAGGUUUAAUCUAUCAAGCGAACUGAAUUGUACCCUCACUUUCUUUGCUAAAAGGAUAAUCAAUCGAUUGAUUAUUUGCUAUGAAUGAAUGACGACAUUUCAAAUCGAUCGUGCCUUGCUCUUGCUAGCAAUUAUUAUAUAUCACUCUGUAAAUAGGAUUUUUGUAAGCUCGGGGAGCUCAUCAUGUGUUUAAGGAAAACAAGUAAAAAAAAAAAUAUCGUGUAAACGGCAGCGAGAGUCACUCCGUCACGACGCAAUGAAUAUAUCGCGUAAAACUAUACAUGUAUUAAUUCGUAAACGUGAGAAAAAGGUUAAACAAAUCAAACGAAAGUCGCUCUGACACAUGUUCCAGUAUAAAUAUGAUAUCUUUCACAUGGUCGUUUAACACGGCCUAAUUACUAUUGCUAAUUACACUGUGUACAUACAUACUUCUAGAAGAUCUUUGAUGCUUAUUUAUUCGUGGACUUCUAAUGUAAUAGAUAAAUUUAGAAAUUACAGUAAAAUAAAAGCAACCAGAAAAAAUCAUCAACACUUCAGCGUGUACUGCAUUAUUCUUAUUAUUUUGUAUUUAUACAAUGAUCUGUACAAGAACUCAUAUUUUCGCUGUAGAUCAUAACUAUAAACACGCUGUACAUAUUGUACACCACACAGUGCAUGAAUCGCUAAUUUAGGUUGUCAAUUUCUGAAUCACACCUCUGCGAUGUUUUAAGUGCUUCUUUGGUAAUUAAAUUUUUUUAACGGUUUUGUCGAUGACAUAUAAGCUGUAAAGAAGUGAACAACAAAACGGCCGCAUUGUAUUCAAAUUGUAUGUAAACUAUGCAUAAACCAUAUGUGAAUUAUGUAUUACAUUUAAUUAUUCGACACAUGAAUUUCGUGAAAUUGUUACUACGAGAUUUAUAGAUGAUUUCAUCACAAUGAAAUGAAUUAAUACGCAAUCACAUGUCAUUAAAAUAUAAUUUAUGUAUGAUUUUCACUUCAAAAGUGUAACGCUUCGACGGAGAAAUUAAGAAAUAAUCACUGUGGAAGGUUUUAUUGAAAAAGUACUUUCUCAUAUUAUUUUCCUACGAAAAAUCACGCUAUAACAAUACACAUUUGCCUGAAUAGCAUUUAUAAAAAUGGGGUGCAUUUAGUCUGGCUGAUUUUAUACUUUUUAAAUGCGAUUCUCCUCUCUUGCCCAGUCGAAAGAAUGUAUAACUUAAAACCGUUUGUCAGCACUUUAUUGAUCUAAUAGCUAAGCUACGAUAAAAUAAUAAUACUCCAGUAGGAGAGCACUUCUCGUAAAAAUUAUGACUCUUCGUAUUGACGAAAAAUAAGCGACGCUAAAAAUAUGCGUAUCCAUCGCUCAAGUCCAAAUACAUCACCAAUACUUCUUUUCCUAUUCUAGCGUAACGUAGAACAUAUGCAAUAUGUAUUUUUACACUUAUUGGGUGAAAGAGAGACGGGAGAAAAAGUGAUGAACUUUAUGGUACCGCGCGGCACCAGCGUGAUUAGCUGCCAGAGUGAAAAUUGAAUAUAUGUAUACCGUGUAUGAAAGUCUGUGAGUUUCAAAUGCAUAAUAUUACUAACUAAUAAAUAAUGAGAAUCCAAAAAA